CGCAUGUUAGAACAAAGACUCGAUGCAUGACCCCCUAUCCAUGUCCGCUUGUUAGGCCUGUUUUACGUCGCAAACUUUACUAGUUCCUAUGGCAGUUGCUCUCCCUCCCAACAUUUAAAAACCCGUUAUCCAUACCUUCUCAACUAACGAACUUCCACUUUCUCCUUCUCUGCCGCGCCAAAUCACUUCACUUCUCCUGUUCUCCACACUCAAUAAUGUCUCUCCACACGAAACCCUCAAAAACUUCUCCUCCACCUCCUUCAAUUCCCGACCUCAGGCAUCGCGUCCUCACCUCCCUCAACAAGCUCUCCGACCGCGACACUCUCUCCUUGGCCUCUUUAGAGCUUGAGUCAAUUGCGCGCACUCUCUGUCCCGACUCCUUCUCUCCCUUCCUCAACUGUCUUCACACCAUCGAUUCCUCCUCCAGGUCUUCCGUCCGUACGCAAUGCGUCAAUCUCCUCACUGUAAUGAUAACUUCUCAUGGAAAUUCACUAUCCCCUCACCUUCCUAAGAUCGUCUCCACCGUCCAGAGACGGUUAAGGGACUCCGAUUCUGCUGUGCGAUCUGCUUGCGUUGAUGCCUGCACUGCGAUGUCGGCUCAGAUCACUUCGUCGCCGUUCUCGGUCAUUUCGAAGCCUUUGAUCGAGUCGCUUGUGGUCGAACAGGAAGUGAACUCGCAGGUCGGUGCAGCGAUGUGCUUGGCUGCUGCGAUUGAGGGGGCGCCGGAGCUGGAGCCGGAGCAGCUGAGGAAGUUGUUGCCGAGGUUGGGGAAAUUGAUGAGGAGUCAGGGGUUUAAGGCGAAGGCGGCGGUGUUGGGGGUUAUAAGGUGUGUUGUUGGAGUUGGAGGAGCGAAGAGUAAGGGGACGUUGGAUGCAUUGGUGCCGUGUGUGGUGGAGUUUUUGAGCAGCGAGGAUUGGGCCACGAGGAAGGCCGCUGCGGAGGCGUUGGGGAAGGUGGCGGUGGCAGAAAGGGAAUUGGCGAAGCAGUACAAGGCGGCGUGUAUGAAUGCUCUGGAGAGUAGAAGGUUUGAUAAGGUAAAAGUUGUACGGGAGAGCAUGAAUCGCACGUUGGAAUUGUGGAAGGAGAUUCCUGGUAUUGAUGAGCAGCAGAAGGGUUUGCUUCCAUCUCAAUCCAGAUCUUCUUCUUCUUCUGACUCGUUUGUGACCACUGCCAAGAAAAGUAGUCCUCCAUUGAGUACUAGCAGAAGUUCAAGUUCAAACACACAAGCAAUUCAUAAGCUGAAUCAUAAGAAAACCUCUGAAUGGAAAAUUGGAAUUGCUGGACCCCAUUCACCAUCUUCAACAGCAGCUUGUGAGGACAAUUUCAAAAGGUGUGAAUACAGAAAUCUGGAGCCCGUAGACAGUGGGAACAAUGAAAAUUCUACCACAGAAACGAAACAAUUUCUCUUUAGCAAGAUCCGUGAUGACAAAAUGCAUAAAUUUGUUGGUUUGAGAUCCGGGUCUCGGGUGGUUCCCUUUAAUGAUAAUCAUUGUUCAGAUGUUGUAGUCAGCAAUGGUAUGGAUGAAGUUUACUCGAACCAAAAAGAUGCUGAGGAUCUCUCUUUGAUCCGCGAACAGCUCGUUCAGAUUGAAAACCAGCAAUCCAGUCUAUUGGAUCUUCUUCAGAGAUUCAUUGGGAGUUCGCAGAGUGGGAUAAAUUCUCUUGAGACUCGUGUUCAUGGCCUGGAGAAGGCAUUGGAUGAAAUAUCAUAUGACUUGGCGGUAUCAAAUGGAAGAAUUCCCAACCCUGAUUCUUCAGACAAUACCUGUUGCAAGCUUCCCGGUGCAGAAUUCUUGAGUCCCAAGUUCUGGAGGACGGAAGGUCGAUACUCUACUUCUAGAUACAUGUCUUCUGGCAGCAUGAGUAAAGAAGCCAACGCUGAAAUAUACAAGCUGGAUGGCCAAAGUUUUCCACGCAGAAGUAGGGGAGGAUUUAUCAUGAACCCAUUGGCAGAUUUUCGCAGCAACUCCAUUGGAAAUUCAGCUCCCCAUCCAAAUUUUAUAUCUAGAGGAAAUGCUGAGAUACCACAAGUUCUAGGUAUCCAUGGGCUUGAUUGAUGGAGAUUCAUCACUUACUUGUACAACACUAUAGAACCCAAGCAGAAGGUAAUUGCACAUCUUAUCUACACUUGUUUUGUAUUGUGCUGUAGUGCAAUCUGCCUAUAUCUCAUCUUUCAAAAAGCUUGAAAACUGAUAGAUAAUACUCUCUCUGUGUUUUCAUUAUAUAUGAUACA
Molecule: messenger RNA, 2233 nt
Organism: Tripterygium wilfordii
Lineage: Eukaryota; Viridiplantae; Streptophyta; Magnoliopsida; Celastrales; Celastraceae
Product: TORTIFOLIA1-like protein 4
Exons: 3
Coding region: 216-2057 (613 amino acids)
Cellular component (GO): microtubule
Molecular function (GO): microtubule binding
Source: RefSeq, a predicted model, not a curated record